Messenger RNA from Hippocampus comes (tiger tail seahorse), 614 nucleotides. It is a transcript of the gene fcer1g, whose product is annotated as Fc epsilon receptor IgFc epsilon receptor Ig. The coding region runs from base 83 to 358 and encodes 91 amino acids. Gene Ontology annotation, molecular function: IgE receptor activity. NCBI's taxonomy places the organism in Eukaryota, Metazoa, Chordata, Actinopteri, Syngnathiformes, Syngnathidae. The transcript is spliced from 5 exons. Gene Ontology annotation, cellular component: Fc-epsilon receptor I complex. Gene Ontology annotation, biological process: cell surface receptor signaling pathway. The record is from RefSeq and is a predicted model, not a curated record.
CUCUCUGCAGUGACUUUUUUUUUUUUUGCACUUCGUCAUUCUUCAGUGUUCAGCAAAAUUGUGUUUUCGACUCAAUAGAACCAUGGCCUUGUGGCACAGGAGCUCACUACUGGCGGCCGUUCCGCUGUGGAUGACUUUCGGUCGAGCCGUAGCUCUCGCCGAACCGGAGAUAUGUUAUCUGCUGGAUGGCAUUCUGUUUUUGUAUGGCAUCAUCCUGACCGCGCUCUACUGCAGACUCAAGAUUCGCACUGCUAAAGAGGGGAAGGCAGAUGGCAAGCAGAGUGCUUCAGAAGGCAUUUACACUGGCUUGACUCCUCAUGUCCAGGACACAUAUGCGAUAAUUGACACCAAGAAGUGACAAGGAAGGAAAACACAAAACAUUGCUUCAAUUUUUUGUUCGGCUAUGCUUAUUUCAGCUGCCGUUCGGUGUAAUGCAAAUUUGUGAUUAAGAAAAACAAUGUUGUGUUAAUCACUUUUUGAGUAUUUGUUAUUGAUUAUUGUAUUGAGCAGUUACUUAUAACAAGGAAAGACAUGAUUAAAUAGCACCCCCUUUUCCCCCUUGGUGAUUGCAUUAAUCAGUUACUAAUAAAAAGGAAAAAUGUGAUUAAAUGGCA